Messenger RNA from Artibeus jamaicensis (Jamaican fruit-eating bat), 862 nucleotides. Its product is annotated as NKG2-A/NKG2-B type II integral membrane protein-like. The transcript has 6 exons. The coding region runs from base 185 to 862 and encodes 225 amino acids. The record is from RefSeq and is a predicted model, not a curated record. Gene Ontology annotation, biological process: stimulatory C-type lectin receptor signaling pathway; positive regulation of natural killer cell mediated cytotoxicity. Lineage: Eukaryota; Metazoa; Chordata; Mammalia; Chiroptera; Phyllostomidae.
AUUUAAAUUUCUAAGUCAAUCAGAACAAGACUUCACGUUGGUCAAAUGCAAGGUGCGUACUAUUUCUUCUCUCACACUCCACCCACACUGACUCUCCUGGGCAUCUCGUCGUCAUUCACAUCACGUAUUCACACUGAAGCACUGUCAUCACAGGCACCAUCCCUGACAUUACUCAGCUGCAGAGAUGGAUCUCCAAGGAGAAAACCACUCAGAACUGAAUCUGGCUAAGGACCCCCAGAGACAGCAGAGGAAAGGCAAGGGCAUGAAAAGUUCCAUUUUACAAACUGAACAGCAAAUGUCCUCUGUGGAAAUAGAGUUUCAAAAAGCUUCUCAAGAUCUUCAAGGGAAUGACAAGAACCAUUGCACAGAUUCACCAUCCCCACCAGGGAAGCUCAUUGCUGGGAUCCUGGGAGUCAUCUGCUUUGUCUUGCUCUACAGUAUAGUGAGAAUUAUUCUGUGGAACCAGACAACAGGGAACCAGAAAGCAUAUAAUUGUGGUCGAUGUCCACCAGAGUGGUUAAUGUAUUUCAACAACUGCUACUACAUCAGCACUGAAAAAAAGACAUGGAAUGAGAGUUUCAUGGCCUGUGCUGCUAAGAAAUCUAGCCUGCUCUAUAUAGAGAAUGAAGAAGAAAUGAAUUUGUUGAACUUUUCCAAAAUACUUGUAUGGACUGGACUGUCCCAGAGAAAUAAUAAUAAUUCUUGGGUGUGGACAACUGGCACAACUCUCUCUUCCAGACUAUUUUCAAAAACUUCCAAGUUGGACAAGAAUUGUGUAUGUGCGGAUUUCCACAGCCACAUGUUCUAUUCUAAAUCCUGUUUAGAAAACAAAACAUAUGUUUGUAAGCACCAGGCACGAUAG